Messenger RNA from Stylophora pistillata, 1921 nucleotides. Its product is annotated as tachykinin-like peptides receptor 86C. NCBI's taxonomy places the organism in Eukaryota, Metazoa, Cnidaria, Anthozoa, Scleractinia, Pocilloporidae. The record is from RefSeq and is a predicted model, not a curated record. Gene Ontology annotation, molecular function: G protein-coupled receptor activity. Gene Ontology annotation, biological process: G protein-coupled receptor signaling pathway. Gene Ontology annotation, cellular component: plasma membrane.
UUAAAUUAGUUUUAUGUUAAACUAGUGGUUUUGACCGGAGGCUAUCUGAAACAAAUCUUCUAGAAAAAGUGAUCAAUAUAGGCCCAAUAGGUUUGCAGAUUCGCUGAUUUUUUUGUCAGUAAAUGAUCUUAUCGCUUAGCGAACUGCAUCAACCGGAAUUUACAUUUUCCUCACAGUUUUCGUUCCCUCUUAAAUUCUUAUACAAGCUUCGCUUGUCCCGUCCGUAAGAUUUUGAUUUAGCAGCAGAAUUAAUUGAUGUUUUUUGCCUCGUGGAAAGACGGGGUCAGGUGGAUCAUACAUAAUGUUUACCAAGCAGCGGAACUCCAGAUGACUUGUUGGCGGACAAGUCAAUAUUGAAAGGUUCCGAAGUUUCGCGAGUAAACGACGUGCACAGUUUUAACACAGAGGUCGAAAUGAACGCCGCGAAUGACUCAGCAACAAACAUCACUGGUAAAUUACACGCCAAAUGCGCGAUUGAAAACGCAAGCAACACAACAACAACUCUAGUGAUCAUGGGAUUCACCUUGGUCCUCUUCUCUUCUCUUGUCGGUAAUUCUCUCUUGAUUCAAGUUGUGUGCGGUGACAAAGAAUCGAGACGAAAAUUUCCUUUUAACUUUUUAAUAAUCAGCAUGGCGAUGGCAGAUAUCAUGAAUGCUUCAUCGGCUUCUAUAGUGUUUAUAUCGUUUUUGACGGUUGGGCGACUCUGGAUUUCGGGCAUCAUAGGACAAAUAACCUGCAAGAUAUCUUACUUCGCAGUGGGGUUCUCCGUAGCCGCCUCCAUUUUGACUGUUGUCGCGAUGGGACUGGACCGCUUAAUGGCAGCACACGCGACUAUAAGGCCACUGUCGAAAAAAGGUGUCAAAAGCGCCAUGGCGCUGAUUUGGGUCCUAGCGGGACUACUUUGCAUCCCUUAUUUGUACAUUUUUAGAACUGAGCAAGGCAAAGAUGGCAAAUAUUAUUGCAUGAGGAAAUGGAGUGAAAACCAGGGGAAGCACCUCAUGAUCUUGGAGAUCGAAGAGAUGGCAAAGUUUGUCGUCUUUUACCUCCUUCCACUAAUUUUUAUGGUAUUUUGUUAUACUAUUAUUACAUGCAGAAUUUAUCGACGAAGUGAGCUACCAGUGGGUAAAAAUAAUCGGUCAAAAAUUAUUCAGCAGAACCAACGUGUUGUACGCAUGAUCAUUGCCAUAGUUGCAAUUUUUGCAAUCUGUUGGUUUCCUGUCCAUGUCAACCAUUUGCUGAGAUCAUUUGACCCAGAUAGUUAUUGUCGUCUCCCUGCCUUCCUUCCGUUGUCUUUUUUUUGGUUGGCUCAUGCCAACUGCGCCAUAAAUCCUUGGGUAUGGUUUAUGUAUAGUCGGCACUUUCGGGAAUUACUAAAAAAGGCAACUAUUCAAUGCAUGGCAAGUUUCUGGAAAGACAAAAGUGUGGAACAAAUACCUUUGACAAAACGGACGACGGUAAAGCAGUUAGAAAAUCUGGGGGCUGACGGAAAUGGUGGUACAUCCUAACAUCUGUGCUGAUUAUAUAUUGCUAAAUAUACCAGUGCUUUCUUCUAUCCCAUCGCUUUCUCUAUUGCUUCAGUGAACAGCUAGAGCCGGUUUAUAGGUCGCUAAAAAGCCCAAAUGAAUUGACAAACGGCUUUAUUCGACGGUAAUGCGACUUAUGAAACGUUUUGUAAAUUUGUAAAUUCGUUAAUUUCCAAAUUUGUAGAUUAAAUCGAGAGAGCCAUAUAGUGGAGAUUUAAUAAAGAUACUGUACUACACUGUACUUUCAAAUUUUUUGGACCACUAUUCCUUCACUUGAAAUGUUCUCUCUUAGUGCCACCCAUAGAUAAAGCGUAUUAAUUAGCGCCACUGAAAUGAAAUAGACAGUAAUUAAUCUUAUCAGUGUGUAAAAUGUUUGUUAUGAACACAGUGCUGGCAGA